This is a messenger RNA of Phlebotomus argentipes, 1385 nucleotides long. RefSeq lists its product as uncharacterized. The transcript is spliced from 5 exons. The coding region runs from base 1 to 1374 and encodes 457 amino acids. The record is from RefSeq and is a predicted model, not a curated record. NCBI's taxonomy places the organism in Eukaryota, Metazoa, Arthropoda, Insecta, Diptera, Psychodidae.
AUGUUGAAAGUGUUCUUCUUCGCGAAUCUCCUGAUCAAUCUUGAUUGUUCCAAGGAUGUGACGCAUUUAGUGCCUUUUGUGACAAAGUCUCCACAGAAUCACUUCAACACUUCCCACAAUCAUGUGUCUUUGGACCUCAAGACUCGCUACAGAUUGAGAUAUGAGCCCUCAAAUCGCAGAUCGGACGUCUUUAGUGAGGAUCUUGGUGAGAUGGAGAACGAAAUUUCCGAAGGAAGAUCAUCUUCGACACUCAAUCAGGUGUUUAGCUAUAUUUUCACACGACUCAUGAGUCUGUUUAAGUACUAUCAGACCACAGAGGGCAAGGCAUUGGUCAAUAAACCGGGCAGGAGGUUCCUCAACCUCUUCAACAUCGUGCGGUUUCCCAACGAGCCGUGCGCUUCCUCGAACAAAUUCCUCAGGCAACUCAGCGGGAAUUGCUACCAUCAGUUGGAGUGUGAGCAGUUGGGUGGAGUGGGCAUUGAGGACUGUGCCAGUGGCUUUGGAGUCUGCUGCAUUUUUCAAGUCGGUUGCGGCGGAAACAGCGACAAAGAAGUGAGUUACUUCGAGAAUCCAGGCUUCCCAGGUCCCAUCACGGAGCGUGUGGCGUGCACCAUGACCGUGAAACUCCUCCCGGACGUCCAGCAAGUCCUGCUUGAGUUUGUCUUCUUCGAACUCCGUCCGCCAGUCGAAGGUUUCUGCUCAGACGAUCAAUUUGUCGUGUCCGGCAAUAAUCUCAACAGCUUCAUCCCUGUGAUCUGUGGCGUGAACACUGGGCAGCACAUGUACGUCGAUGUCUCAGAUUCCGCGAGCAGACUGCUCUUCCUCUCCAUGCUGUCCUCCGUGGCGGACAACAGGGCGUUCAGCGUGAGGAUCACACAGCUGAAGAGCAACCUGGCGCCCCCGAACUGCCUCCAGUACUUCACAGAGCCCUCCGGAAUCAUUCAGACGUUCAACUAUGAGGACAACUCGACGAUUGUCUCAGUGAGAAAUCCCAGCUAUUUGAAUAAUCUUAAUUAUGUGGUCUGCAUCAAGAGAAUUCCAGGAUUCUGCACAGUUUCAUACUCAAAUUAUGUCAACAAUACCGAGGAGGAAUUCCAGCUGACAAACACGGAUGAAGACGGUGUGAGCAUAAUUCCCCCGAAACAAGCCGGAGCCGAGAUUUUCAACUGUGCUGACGACUACAUCGCAAUAAAUGGAGUCAGAUUGUGCGGAGAGAGACUAAAUGACGGAAGCAGAAGUGAAGACUUCACGAAGAGCUUUCCGGUCACGGAUUUCUCAGCCGGUCCAUUGAUUCUUCCCGUGCGCACAAAUGGAGCCACCGUUGGACGGGGAUUCAAGCUCUUCUACUCGCAAAAUAUAUGCGAUAAUAUUUAAUAUCACGAGAA